AUGUCUAGUGACCAAGGAUUCGUUGUCAGACUCAGAGGCUUGCCAUGGUCUUGUUCAGCAGAAGACAUCACACAUUUCCUGAGGGAAUGCACCAUUGUGAACGGCGAAGAGGGUGUCCAUUUCACAUUUUCAAGAGAGGGCCGACCCAGCGGAGAAGCAUUUGUAGAGCUUGAAACCGAGGAUGAUCUGACCAAUGCCCUUGCUCAGAACAAUGAACAUAUAGGAAACCGAUACAUUGAAGUGUUUCAAGUGGACAAAUCUGAAAUGGACUGGAUCAUAAAGAGAAAUGGUUCUGCUAGGUCUGAAAACAAAUCAGAGGCUGUUGUAAAGCUUAGAGGUUUGCCAUUUGGUUGCUCCAAAGAAGAGAUUGCACAGUUUUUCACAGGGUUGGAGAUAGUUCCAAAUGGAAUUAUGCUCCCAGAAGAUCGACAGGGGCGGAGCACUGGGGAGGCGUUUGUUCAAUUUGUAUCAUCACAAAUUGCAGAGAGGGCUUUGGAAAAACACAAAGAGAGGAUAGGUCACAGAUAUAUUGAAAUCUUCAAAAGCAGCAUGUCGGAAGCCAAUGCUUCAGUGGGUGGCAUGCGUGGUGGUAUUCACCCGCUUAUGGGUGUCGGCAUGCCCCGACCUGGACCUUAUGACAGGGGCGACAGAUAUGGUAUGGGCAUGGGUAUGGGUUACGGAGGACGUGGCCGCAAUUUGAAAGGUCUGUUUGAGGAUGACUACGAUGACUUCGGCUAUGGUGGUGGCAUGGGUUAUGGGAUGCGUAGUCGGCGUGGUGGCGGCGGUGGCAUGGGGCCACGAGGAAUGGGCAUGGGAAUGAUGGACCGGAGAGGGAUGCAGCCAGGAAGCUGUUAUGUCAGCAAAACAGGACAUUCUGUACACAUGAGAGGCUUACCGUUUCAGGCAGCAGAGCAAGAUGUCUUUGAUUUUUUUUCACCCAUUCAACCAGUGCGGUGUGAAUUUGAGUUUGGAGAAAAUGGAAGACCGACUGGAGAAGCAAACGUAGACUUUGCGACUCAUCAAGAAGCCCUCGAGGCGAUGAAGAAACACAGAACGAACAUGCAGCAUCGUUACAUCGAGCUGUUCUUGAACUCAGAACAAAAUCCACGUGGUGCCCGUGGGUUUGGCGAUGGGAAUGGAUUCGGUGAUGAUCUAGAUGGCUCCGGAUUUGGUCAGGGAAGUGGCGGAUUUGGUCAGGGAAGUGGUGGAUUUGGUCAAGGAAGCGGUGGAUUUGGUAUGGGCUAUGGAUCAGGCAACGACGGUGGCUUUGGUCCUCAUGGCGGAUUUGGAAACCAAGGUAGAAAGCAGAGCAACUAUGACAUGGAUGGAGGCUAUGGCGAUGGAAUGCGCGGUGGCAGACCUAUGGGCAACAGUUACACAGCAUUCUAA
This is a messenger RNA of Candidula unifasciata, 1389 nucleotides long. The record is from the annotation of a GenBank genome assembly. NCBI's taxonomy places the organism in Eukaryota, Metazoa, Mollusca, Gastropoda, Stylommatophora, Geomitridae.